Molecule: messenger RNA, 1107 nt
Organism: Hyaloperonospora brassicae
Lineage: Eukaryota; Oomycota; Peronosporomycetes; Peronosporales; Peronosporaceae
Source: the annotation of a GenBank genome assembly
AUGGCUACCAAGGGCGAGCACGAGAAGCCAGAGACGUUCAACGACGAGCACCAGCCGAUUGUCAAAAAGGUGCGGCUCGAUGUGGACGCCAAGGUCACCGAGGACGUCAAAAAGGUCAAAAUCGACGACAGUGCUGCUCCACAACCUGAAGUUGGCGGCCACGAGACUGCAGUGAAGAAGGACACGUUGUUGACGACGUCACCCGUGAUAGAUAAGGAGGCAGACGCAGAACCUGCCAAUGAAAUUGAUGAUGUCACAGGAGCCAAUGGUCACGCCAGCAGCAGCAGCAGUGCUUUUAGCGGCUUUAGUGCUUUUCGGGGCACUGAUGCUGUAGCACAGGUCACAUCCCCCGCCCGGAUCCAGGAAUCGGACGAUAUAACGUCGUGCUCCGUGGCGAAAGAAAGAACGGAAAAGACUGCAGACCAAGCGGUGGAAGAAGCUGAGAAAGUGACGUUCUUGCCGGUGGCGUCAAUUGCAAAAAUGAGUAGCUCGAGCGGCUUUGCGUCGUUUCAGAGCAACUCUUCCGCGACGUUUGCGUCAUUUGCUGCAGUGCAGUCGACGACAGAGGGAUUUGGCGAGAAAGCGUCAGCAUCGUUGUCGACUGAUUUUCUACCGGAUGCAGACGCGGUGAAGAAGCCGAACUUUGUUGUACCGGCGCUUUCCGAAGCCGAGCUAGCAAACGGGGAAGAAGAGGAGCAGUUGUUGGUCGAGAAACGCAUCAAGCUGUUUAAGUUGGUGGAGAAGGACUACGCAGAAGUCGGCGUUGGCCCACUGCGAGUGCUGAACAUGAAGGAUGCAAAGGCUGACACGGACAGACACACAGCACGACUCGUGAUGCGGCGCGAGUCGUACCCGCACGGACCUGGCACGAAGUUGCUGAUUAACACAAGUUUGCGCUCUUGUUUAUUGUGCGAGAAGAAGACAGAGAAGACGAUGCUUUUGACAGUUUUGGAGGAGACAAGGGAGGAGCUGGAAGCGGAGAAGCGAGUCGUUCCAGUGACUUACCUCAUGCGGUUCGAGUCGCCGGACGAUUUAGACGUUGUGAGUUCGCGGAUCCAGACACACUUGCUCUUGCCGGCAGCAGCAGCAGCCGCGUCGUUGAAUUGA